Poecilia latipinna (sailfin molly) is the source of this 689-nucleotide messenger RNA. Its product is annotated as dual specificity protein phosphatase 18. The record is from RefSeq and is a predicted model, not a curated record. The transcript has 3 exons. The coding region runs from base 109 to 630 and encodes 173 amino acids. Gene Ontology annotation, cellular component: cytoplasm. Lineage: Eukaryota; Metazoa; Chordata; Actinopteri; Cyprinodontiformes; Poeciliidae. Gene Ontology annotation, biological process: protein dephosphorylation.
UUAGCUUGUGUUUUGGUUUUAAGCCUUUUUAGCGUUAAGGUCCGAGUUCAGGAGAGUUACUGUUAGUUGGAGCAUAAUUUUACCUGAACAGGAAACAUUCGGACUGGCAUGCGGGUCUCCCAGGUUUCGGCCCGGCUCUACCUGGGCGAUCUGGACUCGGCGCUGAACGCGGCCGUGUUGACCAGCAGGAACGUCUCGCUCAUCGUCAACGCCAGUGGGCUACCAGACCUGCCCUACCCAGUGGCCGAUGGCCUGCAGAUCCUCCACAUCCCAGUCCAGGACCGGCCCCAUGCUCAGCUGGGUCAGUACUUUGACCCGGUAACGGAGCGGAUCCAGCAGAACCAGGCUGGGUCCACUCUGGUCCACUGCACGGCGGGUCGGAGCCGCUCCGCAGCGCUGGUCAUGGCUUAUCUGAUGAGAUCUGAAGGCCUCAGCCUCCGUCAGGCCCACGAACUGGUUCUGGAGUGCCGGCCGUUUAUCCGACCCAACGCCGGGUUUUGGAGGCAGCUCAUGGAGUACGAGAGGGAGCUGUCGGGUCAGAACACAGUAAGAAUGGUGGGGACGGCAGCCGGGGUUCUGCCUGAGGCCCUGCAGAACCCGGACGGAGCCGAGUACUGUGUGAACCUCUGACCCAAACACAAGGUACCAGAACCAGACAGAGACAAGAAAACACGAACAUGGUAAAAAAA